This is a messenger RNA of Polistes canadensis, 6180 nucleotides long. It is a transcript of the gene cnn, whose product is annotated as centrosomin. The record is from RefSeq and is a predicted model, not a curated record. The transcript has 16 exons. NCBI's taxonomy places the organism in Eukaryota, Metazoa, Arthropoda, Insecta, Hymenoptera, Vespidae. Gene Ontology annotation, biological process: negative regulation of centriole replication; establishment of mitotic spindle orientation; centriole replication. Bases 1596 to 5870 code for a protein of 1424 amino acids. Gene Ontology annotation, cellular component: perinuclear region of cytoplasm; pericentriolar material; microtubule plus-end. Gene Ontology annotation, molecular function: transcription cis-regulatory region binding; microtubule binding; calmodulin binding.
CACGCCGCUACUGCACCCAGUCGCAUUUCGUACGUCGUUCGAGCAAGUCUAAAUAUCAACGUGUUUUUUCAUGCUUUAUCUUUAUCUGUAGUGUAUUUUCGGGUAGAGAGAGAGAGAGAGAGAGAGAAAGUGAGAGAGAAAGAGAAAGAGAAAGAGAAAGAUUAAAGAGAAAAUAAGAAGAAAAUAACAUAGAAAGAAAGUAAACAAAAAAAAACAACAACAAAAUACAACGUUUCGAUGAUCUAAUUUGUGAACUAUAAUAAUUGAUGAUUGAAAAAUAUGGACAUAAAAUCGGUGUUAUCGUUAACAUCGCGAUGAACAUUAUAAUUCGUCGUACGAGAAUGGCACAUAAAACUUUAUCAGUGAGGAAGAGAUCAUUCUUCUUUAGGAGGAUCAUAAGGAAAAACAAAUCAUUUGUGACGAGUGUUUGACGCAAUAAUAUCUUUUUGACGCGAAUCGUCAAAAUUUUGAACCUAUUUUCGUGCUUUUUUUUUCGUCUUUCGUUCGUUGUUGACAUUUUUUUUUCUUAACCUUUGGACGUUUCUCUUAAUUACCAUCUCUUUUUUUCCUUUCAACCAUUGCCCCCCUUUCCCAUUGCCGUUAUAAACGAAUACACCGAAGACGAGACCGCGCGCGACUCUAACGCGGACAAAUUUUCGUUUUAUCGUGGAUUUAUUUUUUACUACCCCUUUCUCUCUCCGCCCCUUUUUAUAUAUAUAUAUAUUUUUUUUUUCGUUUUGUAUUGCUGUUAAACUUACGAACUUAAUAGAUAAAACGCGCAAGUUCAAUGAAACGAUGGAGAGGGAUGUUUAAAGUGCGCAUGUUUCGUGUGUGAUUGUGAUAUAUAAACAUACGUGUGAAAUAAUUUGUGAAUCAUCUGAAGAAUUAUCUUGAAACGUGAAAGUUAUCUCGAUUGAUCGGGUCCAGCGUAGUAACAAGUUGAAUGAAAUCGUCCAUGUUUUAAUUGAUCAACUUUAGAUUAACGAAACUAGGGAGACACUGAAUUUUUGUCUUCUUUAUAAAUGGUUUCUCUUUGUUCCUUCUUUUUUUCAUUUGAUAUACGUAAUCAAUAAAAAAAGACGACAAAUGACAAAAGACGACAAAAUAGAACGACAAAUGAUUGCGAUGUCUCAUAGUAGGGCGUUGAAAAAGUAGGGAUAAUAAAGAAGAAAGAAUAAAGAAGAAAUAAGUAAAAAAAAGACAUUUUCACGACGAAAAGUUCAUAUCAUUAUUUUUACGUACGCGUAUCCGUGCGAAAUUGUGAUUUUAAACGAGACUGAUUGACUUAUUUUAUCACUUAGAAAAUUUUUUCAAAUUAUUAAAUUAGAUUGUUAAAGUACAAGACGUUCAAUAUUAAGGAUAAACAAUUUAUCGACGUAUAUAUAUAUAUAUUUUUGUUGUGCGUGUGCGUUUGUGAAUGUGUUAUCAAGAAUACGUGUGUUCAUAUAUAAAUGUAUAGACUUAUAUAAAUACAUAUAUUUAUUACAAAUAACAGAUAGAUAGUUUGAACGUUAUACUUUUUAUACGUGUAUACGAGAAGCGCGCGGAAACUGUGUGAUUUUUCUUAUUGUUGUUAUUAUUAUAUAUUGUUAACAAUGUUAUCAAAAACACAUCAACGUAAAAUGUUUCUCGGUGGUUACGUCUAUGGUAAUAAAAGCCAGAACAAUCAACCUUCUUCAGCCAGGGGCAGCAUUUGGGGUAGCGCUUAUAGUCCAUUUCGAAAUACCAACAUGCCCCUGCAGGACAUCACGAUGGGCACAACUUUACCAUUGGCAAAUGGUACAAAUUCAAAGUCAUCUGAGAAAAAUUUUCCUGUUAGCGGUGUCGUCGAAGGUGUACCAGGAAUGGCAUCCGCAGGGGUUGGAAGAACGAUGAAGGAAUACGAAGAUCAGCUCGGUGCUUUGAAGAAAGAAAACUUUAAUCUUAAAUUGCGAAUAUAUUUUCUCGAAGAACGUAUGGGGAUUACUUCCGCCGACGAGGGUGCGAUUAAAAAGAACAUCGAGUUAAAGGUAGAAGUUGAGUCGCUUAGGAAGGAGUUGGCAGAGAAGCAGGAACUUCUUAGCCAAGCGGCUAAGGCAUUCGAGUUGAUUGAGGAACAAAAGGAGGUCUCCUCGAGGAAUCAGACACAAUAUGAGCAAUCUCUUGAAAAGGAGCGUGAAAGGAUCGUACAAUUGGAAAAAGAACUCGAGGAAUAUCGAGAAAGAGCAACUGACGCCUCAAUUUUUUAUAAAGAAGCAUUUGGUGUUACGCCAGAAAAAGCUUUGGAAAAUGAAGAAAAGCUUCACCAAAUGGAAGAACUCGUUGCAUCGCUCGAGGCUGAGGUAAGACAAAUAAGUGGUAGCUUAGAAGAAGAACGUGAAUGGGCUCAAGAAUUAGAAAGCGAAAGGGAUCAAUUUAGAGAUCGUUUAGAGGCUGAAAUACAGAUGAGAGAAAAUUUGGCUACCGAAAGGCUACGAGAUAUCGAUGAAUUGAGAGAACGAGUUCGAGAAUUGGAGGAUCAAGUUUUUAAAAAAGAUACUAUCGUUCAGCAAUAUAAAAAUGAAAUAAAUGAAAAAGAUAGGGUGUUAAAGGAGAAGAACACGUUACUGGAAGAAAAGUGUAGGGCAUAUGAAGAAAUAUGUUCAGUUUCUGAUAGAAGAAAAAGACAGAUUGAUCAGUUGAGAACGUCAGUAAAAGCAAGGGACGAUGCUCUGACUGAUCUAAAUAAUAAACAUCGUACUCUUUUAUCUCAGUUCGAAAACGGCUAUACAAAACGAUCACCGGUAAGCAGCCCCUCGACAGUAAAUCCAUUUAUAGAAUCCGUGUCGCCAAGGAUGGCACAAAAACUAACUUGUCUGCAGGGUUCAACGAAUAACGAUAGCGCUGCGUUUGAUCGGGAAGCAAACAAGGAAAGACUCAUUAAAGUAAAGUCGCCUACAAUCAUGAUGACCAGUAUGGAUGAAAAGGAAACUAAAGAUUUAGCAAAGGAAUUGCAAGAAAAGGAACUAGAGUUGAAGCGACGGGAGGAAGAAAAAAAACAGUUGAUUUUGAAAUUGUGUAACGUGCAAAAACAAGUUGAAGUUACGGAUCAAAAAUUCAAAAAGAUGGAAGGUGAACAUCUAAAGGCUGUUAAGAUGAUCCAAGGAUUUAUGGAAAGGCAACAACAAUUGGAAGAUAGAAUAGCGAAGAAAGAACGGAAGAUAGAGGAAUUGGAGGCUGAAUUGAAUAGGUCAUCUGGAUACGAGGAUGUGAAAGCAAGAAGACGCGAUGGAUCUGCCAAAAAGGAAUACAGUGUUGAAAUUACUGAAAAUCCGGAACAUGAUGAUAAUAGCAAUCAGCAACGGUUUGAAGAAAUGGAAGCCAAAAUAAACGACCUGCGAGAUCAGAUAGAGACAAUCAAGGCGGAGAAACAUCGUCUGGAAAAGCAAAUACAGGUUGAAUCAGAGGAGUUACAGGAACGACUCAACGACAAAGAUCAACGAAUAGAAUUUUUAGAAAUAGAGAAAAAUACGAUGAAAGAAGAAUUACAAGACAAGAUCACCGAACUUGAUAAGUUGAAACAAGCGACCGUGGAAAUUCCCGCCAAGGAAUCCUUCGAGUCUUCGGAACAUACAAAAUUAAUUCAAGAACUAAAUCUACGUAACGCGGAAAUCGCUGAGAAAAAUCAAAAAAUCGAGCAGUUAAGCAAGGAGUUGCAAGUGAAGACACAUAAUCUUCAAAAAUUGGUGAAUACCGAGUUAUGGAGUAAAAACAAAGAAAUCGCUAAGUUGCACAAUCAUAUGACGGCAAACAAUCAAUUGGAUAGAAGCCGAAGCAAAACUGAUAUUCCUCAAGAAAGCGCUAGUACACAUUUUGCAACUCUUAGUAAGGAAUUAAAUGACAUUGGUAUUAAAGUAUCUUUUAUCAACGAAGUUAUUCAACUAAAUUACGUGAAUGGAAACGAGUCGAUAGAUGUUAAAACGAUGACAGAAUAUAUUCAAACAUUGGUAGAAAAGAAAAACGAAUUGGAGAAAGAAGUGGAUUAUCUUAAUUGGUUGAAACUUGUCACAAGACCCGACAUAGCAGCAGAAAUUGAUGAAUGUGAGAAUGAAAGUGAAAGAACGAAAAGAUAUUGCGAAUUGUUACGCGCUCAUUUAAAGAAUCUCGUUAAAUUGAUGAAAGAUAUUCUGAAGAACGCGAAUCAUCUUGAUGCGAUUCAUCACGAUCAUAAUCAAAUUGUAUUGGAAGUGCUCCUAAGUUCGAAUAUAUUUUCCGAUGAUUUUACGCAAGUUCUCGAAAAGAUGACCAAACACAAUGUGAUCGUUGGUAAUAAUAAAAAUGUGAUUGAAAAUAACGAGAAAAUCGACAAUGCCGUGAAAAAAUGUUAUUCCGAAAAUAUUUUGGAUUUACCAAAAAAUCAUAUGACUACGCAAUCAGAUUCAGAAGCUUUUUCGGAACCUGAUAGAAUGGUAUCUAUGGCUAGAAUCGGUUUACAAGAAACUCAACACAAAUCUAUUAAUCGCUCGAGAUUUAGCAAACAUACGAAAACGUUUAGCGACUCGGAGGAUUCGAUUGAUUAUAUACCAUAUCAUAAAACUUAUCAAGAUGAUUUACAUGAUCUGGACGCGAAUCGUCAUAUACAGGAACUGAAAGAAACAAAUAAUCUUUUAUAUUCCGAAUUGAGUGCUCUUAAGAACGAUCUUACUACAAAAGUUUCCUAUGAUGUCAUAUUCGAUGAAAAGUUGGUACCGCUCAUUUUGAAACUUGAAAAGUCACAAAAAGUUUGCGAGAGAUUGCAAUCGUCUUUAGACAAAAGAAUACAUGAGUGUCAUGCUUUGAGAAAAGAGAGUAAACAGAACAGUAUACGGAAAGCACAACUCGAGAAAAAAAUAACAGAUGUGGAGAGUAUGGUCGCUGAAAUGACUAAACAAAAAACUGAACUUCUGCAGUAUAAAGAAAACACAGAGAAGAAGACAGCUGAGAUGUUAAUGGUUCUUAAGAGAGAAAACGAUCGAUUGAGGUCCAAAAUAAGAACAAUGGAAGAAGAUAACGAAACUGCCAAAGUAAAAAUAUCAGCCUUAACGAAAGAGUUAGAUCAUCUUACACUCUUACACAGUCAAAUUCUCGUCGAAAAUACAAAAUUAACUAAUGAGAAAUUAAGACUUGAACAAGAAGUACGAAAAACUGAUAACAGAUACGAUAUGUCUGUUCGUUUAUUGCAAGAUAAAUUUAGUAAAGAGAUCUCAGAUUUGAAUCAAAUAAAUGAUUCCCAUAGAACAAGAGUUGAAGAACUCGAAGCUACCAAUAAAGAACUUCGAAGACACCUUGCUGUUUGUGAAGCAUGCGAUUCAGCACCAAGCUCGAGUGGGAUUUCUUCGAUACCAACUGAUUCCACAUUAAAACAAACAUGCGACGAAAUUAUUCAAGAAUACCAAAAUUAUAAUGCCUCGCAAUAUUGGCAACCAAUAAAUUAUCAAAAUCUCGGUGGACGGAGUAAAUCCAGUUGUUCACCUGAUUUAGGCAUUGAAAGUGAUGCAACAGUUAACACAAUAAGACCACUACAAGAUACUUUGAAGAUUACCGAGUCAAUGACCAAUUUACUUAGCGAUGAAGACAAUAGUAAUAGGAAUGCUGCUGCUCGAGAGGUAGACAGUGAUAGCCCAUUGCCAAUUGAAGCAAUUUUAGCUGGACAUAAAUAUAGACUUGAUGAAAUAGAAGCACUCAAACAAGAAAAUGAAACGCUGAAACGGAGGUUAAUGAAAACGAGAAGAGCUCUUGAAGAUACUUUUCAACACUUGUCAACAUCGAACAAGAACAAGAAGAAUGUUGAAAAGGCAAUCACCAAACAAUUGAUGAUUACAAAAAAUAUACUGAAGAAAACAAGAACUUAUGAUGAACCAUUCGACAACUGAUGUGAACAAAAAUAUAUACAAAGACCAAAUUGAAUUAAAUAUGUCUGUAGAAGAGAAAGCAGAUACAAAAUGGACAAGGUUUUGCUUAACCGAUUUGCAUUAACCUUUGAAUUGUCCAUAUACACACAAAACACGAAAACAUUGUCCCCAAUUUUAAUUGUUAUAUAUUUUAGAAUCUAACUGCUAUACUAUUCUACAGACUUAUAUUGUUAAUUUUUUUAAUAACGAAACAUUUCGAAGUGACAUACAUAAAUGUUACGAAUAUUACUAACAGCGAUAUUCUAUCAUUGUAAUUUUUGUAAAACACGGA